UUUUAGCAUGUGUAGCUGGGAGCUCAUGUAAAAUAUCCCUGGUGGUGGCAAUUGUUUCAGGAGGGAGGGGACAAGGAUGGGACAGAUAGUGGAAGGGCUGGACUUUGAGUAAAUUGUUAUUUACACUUUCUGGGAUUGUCAAAGAAAUACAUUGCCCAGCUCGGUUCUGAUUUCAGACAUUGCAAGAGCCAUGAGGAUUCCAGCCACCUUGCUGCACCUGCUCCUUGUGCAUCUCAGCGCCUCUCAUACAACACACUGGACAUACAAAGCAGGAGAGCUGGAUGAAGUGCACUGGGGAAAGCACUUUGCAGCCUGCGCUGGCAAGCACCAGUCCCCCAUUGACAUUCAGAAGAGGAAAGUGAGGUACAACCCGCAGCUGAUGCAGCUCGAGCUGAGUGGUUACGAUGGACCUUUGCAGGGGAACUUCACCAUGACCAACAACGGGCACUCAGUCCAGAUUGAUUUACCACCCACCAUGCGCAUCACCAAAGGGCUCCCAAGCCUCUUCACCGCUGUCCAGAUGCACCUGCAUUGGGGCGGGCUGGACCUGGAGACCAGCGGCUCUGAACACACGGUGGAUGGAAUGAGAUACUUCGCGGAGCUGCACAUUGUCCAUUACAACUCCGGCAGCUACUCCAGUUUCGAAGAGGCAAAAGACAAGCUGAACGGGCUGGCAGUGCUUGCUUUCCUCUAUGUGGAUGGGAAUUUUGAGAACACCUACUACAGUGAAUUCAUUUCCAACCUGGCCAAAAUCAGGUUUGCCGGGCAAUCAACCAAGCUCAGUUCGCUGGAUGUCCAAGCCAUGCUGCCCGAAAACCUCUCACACUUCUACAGGUAUCAGGGUUCACUGACCACACCGCCUUGCUCGGAGAGCGUGAUCUGGAUAGUUUUUGAUUCUCCCAUCAUCCUAUCGCACACGCAGAUCAAGCUGCUGGAGAACACCUUGCUGGACUGGCAGAACAACACCCUGCGGAACGACUAUCGGCACGCUCAGCCGCUCAAUGACAGAGUGGUGGAAUCAUCUUUCAAGGCCAAAGGCACCAAAGAACUCUGUCUGCCAGAAGAACUCAGCUCAAAACUGGAGCAAAUACAGACUCAGCUCCAGGAGAUGAAGAAGCAUCUGCUGGCUAGAGUGGGCCUGACCGGCCUUAAAUCUAGUGCUUUCCCAGCUUUCUACUUCCCUGCUGAAAACAUCGCAAGCUACGUGGCCGUCCGGCCCCUCCGUGACAUGAAGCUCCAGGCCUUCACCUUGUGCUUUUGGAUCCAAGCCCUGAACCGAGGCAGUCAGACCAUUCUCGCCUAUUGCACCCAGGAAAGAGACAAUGAGCUGGUGGUGACUGUGGGCUCGGCCGUGGGGCUGUGGGUAGGGGGCCACUUUGUUGAGUUUCCCCUGCACCACAAGUCUGAGGAGUGGCUCCACUACUGCGUGGCAUGGGCUUCCCACUCCGGGGCAGCAAAUCUAUGGCUCAACGGAGCGGCGGGGAGAGAGAAGCACCUCCAGAGAGGGUACGUGAGCCAGGCCGGAGGGACGCUCGUCCUUGGGAAGGACAGAGAUGAGCUCCUGGGGAUCUUCUCCAACGGAUUCUCCGGGUGGAUGAGCCACGUCAGCCUGUGGAGCUGGGUCAUCAGCCACGCCGACAUCCGGGCGCUCGCCUCGUGCAGGCACAGUGAGCUGAAAGGGGAUGUGAUUGCCUGGGGGGAGACCCCCAUGAGUCUCUCGGGGGGAGUGGUGCUGGAGUCAGACCCCAGUUGCCAAUGACAGCAGCUUGAAUGGGUCCCCUCUUUCUGAGCAAAUGGGGAAGCACGUUUAUACAGUGUGUGAUUUUUCUAGAGCACUUUGAAUAACUGGCCGUUUCUCCUUCUGCUUUAAGUUUAGAGUCAUUAAACACGCAUCAUAGUGUGACACGCAGGGCCCAGACACUCUGAGGGGAGAAUAGAAGGUUUAAACCCCAAAACAGAGCAGUCAAACCAACUGAUUUUAUACUGUAUUAACGUGUUAUAAAGGUCUAGUGAGUAAGGUCUUUUUUGGAUGGUUGUACUGUUCUUAAGUCAAUGAUCAUUAUUACGCGAUAUGUCUACAGUCUGUGGUUAGGUAUAUAGAAAACUCUGCUUAUAAUCUAUAGUACAGCUACACCUCCUCCUGACAUCCAGGCAGUGGGCUGGGAGGGACUGCUGCCUCUCCAGCCAGCGGAGACUAGCCCCAAGCACCCAGCAUUGUACAACCCAGGGAAAGACAAGUGAUGGGCCAUUAGAGUUAAUGGGAAGACACAGCUAUCCCGGCUAGAAUUCCUGCCCCCCAUGAGUAACCAUGAGUCAGCAUGAAGGAGGUGGUACUCUGGGGUACGUUCCAAGUCCCCAGCAAUAGGUAACUUGUAUUAGAAAAGGGAUUUUAUCCAAUAUAGAAACGCAACGCCUGCAAGGGCAUCUUUAUGUCGGUCUACUGUGUGACUUGUAUGAGUUUGCUCUUUCUUACUAUUUUAUCUUUGGAUCUAUGGUUCUUCUAUUAAAAUAAACCUCCUGUUUAUCUCU
Molecule: messenger RNA, 2529 nt
Organism: Terrapene triunguis (Three-toed box turtle)
Lineage: Eukaryota; Metazoa; Chordata; Testudines; Emydidae
Gene: CA6
Product: carbonic anhydrase 6
Exons: 9
Coding region: 191-1759 (522 amino acids)
Molecular function (GO): carbonate dehydratase activity; zinc ion binding
Source: RefSeq, a predicted model, not a curated record